AAACUGAAGAUGUUGCGCCAUUCAAGAUUGUUGGUGAUGAUUUGAUCAAGUAUUUUUGUCAUGAACAUAAUCUAAAGCUUGAGAAGUACAAUGGUGUUCGAGAAAAGGACAAACAAUGGCGUGCAUCCUUCAUAUCGACUCCCGCAAUUUCUACAACUGCAUGCAAUGCGAUUUUUUUCUACACGAGGUAUGCGCAAAUCUUCCUCGAAAGUUAGAUCAUGCAUUGCAUCAACAUCCUCUUUUCCUUGACCCGAUUCCUCCAACAAAGUCCAAUUUCUUGAAAUGUGUGGCGUGUUCUCGAGCGUUCGCUGGUUUCAGUUAUAAGUGCGCUUGUAAGGGUAGCUGCAGAAGGUUUCAGGUAGAUGUUAGAUGCAUCUUAGUUGCUAAAUUUUUCACCCACAAAAGUCAUGAACAUCCCUUAUUUAUCCCCAUUUCUACUGUGGACAAAAAGGCUUUAUGUGGGGCUUGCAAGACCACAGGUGCUGAUUUCUAUCUACAGUAUACUCUAUGUGAUUUUUCUUUAUGUUAUAAGUGCGCCACCGUUCAAGAUAAGCUACACUACAAAUACGAUGCACUUCUACUCUCCCUUUGCUAUGGAGAAGCCUCAAAUAAAACAUAUUGGUGCGAAGUAUGUGAGGGAAAACUAGAUUCAAGCAAAUGGUUCUAUACAUGUAACAAAUCUUACAUCAAUAUCCACCUUAAUUGUGUAUUUGGAUCCGCUGCUUAUAUGAAGUCAGGCUACACAUUUUAUAACUACCAUGUGACGGUGAAAGUUCUAUACAAUAACUGUAACACUCGACCGAUUUGUGGUCGAUGUGACAGUCGUUGCUCGAGUUAUGUAUACUGAAAGUCGUCUGAUGGGACGAAUUUUAUGUUCUAAUGAUUGUCUGGGACUAUUUAUUCGGUAACCUUGUUAACUUCUUUUGUGCAGUAUUGGACAUGUGUAUGUACUUUGAAACUUGUAUUCCCACUAUGUACUCUUAAAGAAUAAGAAC
Camelina sativa (false flax) is the source of this 995-nucleotide messenger RNA. NCBI's taxonomy places the organism in Eukaryota, Viridiplantae, Streptophyta, Magnoliopsida, Brassicales, Brassicaceae. The record is from RefSeq and is a predicted model, not a curated record.